AUGGCAUUGACCACUGUCUACGCCAAGCCAGAUGUGCCACCGCGCUCAGCUCCUGGCGGCUGCAGGAAACUUCCCGGUCCUUGGUGGUACUGGGUGCUGCUGGGAGCUGGAUGGGUUGGGACCGCAGUCCUGGCAGGCAUUGUGCUGUGGCUGCUGCAGCAACAGGGCAGCAGCACCAACCUGCAGGUCAAACCCAUCCUCAUUUCAGGUGGAAAUGGCCCCAUCCUGAGCCAGGGCUCAUACUCCUGGGAAACUUGCCCGACCAAUACCAGCCGAUCGAACAUCUCAGAGUGCGAAUGCCCCCUGAGGUGCUUCAGGCUGCAGCUGAGACAACGGCUGUGCGAGCAAGGAAGCCGCCAUGCAACAGGCACCUCGGUUUGCCGGCUGUGUCCCGCAGGCUGGCAGCCAUUUGCAGCCAAGUGCUACUGGGUUUCCACAAAAACCGGAGCCUGGGAGGUGGCGGCAGAAAACUGUUCAUACCAGCAAUCUCAGCUGGUCACGCUGAAGAGCGUGGAGGAGAAGACUUUUGUCAGGGACAUGAUCGGAAACACCUCCAGAGCCUGGCUGGGGCUGAGCAUCAACCAGACGAGAGGGAAAAAUUGGACAUGGGAGGAUGGAUCCCCUUUACAGGAAGCUUUGUGAGUACUGUCCUGCUCUGGUUCAUGAGCAGGUUGCAAGAACCAUGUCCCAGGGGAAAUAUUUCCCAGCCUGAUGCUCACCACAGACCUGGCUACUCCGAAAAUCCCUCUGGAGCCAGCAGUAAGGCUCAU
Haliaeetus leucocephalus (bald eagle) is the source of this 770-nucleotide messenger RNA. RefSeq names its product killer cell lectin-like receptor subfamily F, member 1. Bases 1 to 642 code for a protein of 213 amino acids. The transcript has 5 exons. The record is from RefSeq and is a predicted model, not a curated record. Lineage: Eukaryota; Metazoa; Chordata; Aves; Accipitriformes; Accipitridae.